UAGGUAUAAUUAGUGUGUGUUAAGUCCUUAUUGACUUCAGAACAGCCUUAGUUGUCACACUCAAGAACCCAGUCUGACAUUAUUUGGGCUUUACCUCACGACGGAUUAUCCUGAAGAAGAUGCCUGCGCAUCAGCAAUAAUACUUGGGUAGACUGGUGUUUAACAGUGUUGAGCAGGCAUUAAGGAGCUCUUCUGCAGACAGUUUAAAGCAGUCUGGUCGUUCUCCCCUUACUCCUGCCACAGCUGCUUUCACCAGAAAGCUGCUCACUGAAUAUUUCUUCUUUUUCAGAGGAUUCUCUGUAAGUGUGUGUGUGUGUGUGUGUGUGUGUGUUAAAGAUGCCACAAAUAGUCAGUUGUACACGUACACCUAAUAAAAUGAUCUGUGUGUGUACACACAUAUAAGUUCAGACUCAGACAGGUACCCUGGAGUCUGGAGUGGUAUGACUUCACACAAAUAUUAGGAACAUGUGGGUGUCCUAGCGACUGGAGGCACUAUCUGAUGUCCUUACUUGCUUCUCUUGAGCUGUCGACUGUGUACACAGUAAGUCAGCUGAUGAGGGUUACUGGAGAUCAGUGGAUUAGUGUCCCAGGUGGUUCUCUAAGUGAUGAGUGAUACAUCACAAACUGAGUGACUGCAGCUCUGACAACACAAAGACACAAGGGUAAGCUUUUUUCUUAUUUUAAACAGUGUAUUUCAUUAGCUCGCUCUCUCUCUCUCUCUCUCUCUCUCUCCCUCCCUAUACAUAUACAUAUGUAUAUGUGUAUAUAUAUAUCUAUAUGUGUGUAUAUAUAUAUAUGUAUGUAUGUAUGUAUGUGUAUGCAGUUUUCUGAAAGAGUUGGGGAUUUAGAGCGCAUUUUAUUGUAUUUAUGGAAGGCACAUAGCCUGCUAUGUGCCUUCCCUAGUGACAUAAAGAGUAGUGAGUGUGCAGCAUCAGAUAAUUAUACUUGUCUUAACAAGUCUUGCACAGCUUUUGAACUUAGAAAUAGUCAUAUAUACAUUUGUUCUUAUUUGUUCAGCAGCAAAAAGCGUCAGAGGUGACACACAAAGCCUCUCCAGCAUCUGUGCUCUUUGGUGUUGCGAGUCCUCGGCCAUCUGUCUGCUGGCUGGGCUGUGUCAUUAUGCUGCAAAAACCUGAUUAGUGCUGAGUGCACAGAGCUUUCUGUACCAUCUCUCUCUCUCUUGCACACACACAUAAACACCUACAGACACACUGUAGGUUUGUAUGUGUUUGUGAAAGAAGCCGUCCGUUCUCUAAUCUGAGCUUGAGAUGACAGAAAGGAAAAGCUCAUGAUGACGGUUUUCUAGGAAAACCCUUUCUCGCUGCUUCAUGCUCUACUGUUUAUGAAUGUGAUCAACACUUCAGCAGAGCUCCUCUUCAUUCUUGUUUUCCGGAUAUAAGUAGUUUCUAUGAGCCUAGAGGAGGAUAACAGAGGCUGCAUCAUUUCUACUGAUGCAGAGUAAUGAUAGAGUCAUGGUACCUGUGUUCUGAUGCCUGAGAAAUGGAUUAGUUGAGUGUUGUUGGCAGUCUGACAUCUUUAUUCAAGCCUGACUGAGCAUGGAGAACAAAACCACCCUAAAGACCACAACCGUACCUUACAACAAAAGAUUGUACUGUUUGACAAAAAGAGUAGUUGAAGGAAGAUUUAUGGAUUGAUUGUGCUGAUGAUGACAACCUGUACUCACUGAACAGUUUCGACUUCUGAUGUGCGUCACCUUUAUGAAGGUGAAAAUAGCCUGCUGAAGUUUAGUGGAAUCCCCUCUGUGGAGGACAGGCGGAAGACUGGAUUUGGACUUUGUAGGGCAGACUUAUUACUGUAGAAUCUAAACAUUCAACAGUUGUUGAUCCAAAGUAACACUCAAAGCAGUGAUGCUCUUACCUUUCUUCACAUGCUGUAAAAAGUAAAUGCAAAAAGCAUUAAAAGAACUGAUUAUAACCCAGUUAUCACAUAAUGUUAAUUGUUUUUAUAACUUUAUUUAAUAUAUUAGCAAUAACAAUAAUGUUUGACAGAUUACAGAGAGAAAAAAGAGUCAGUGUUUUAUUUGGCCUAAUGGAAAUCUUCAGGCUUCUCAUGGAAGGUAUCAUCAUGGACUCUAAUAUAAAACCAGAAAAUAUUGAAAGGUCAGCAGAAGUGGACUGCACACUUCUGGAAUUAGAGCGAAGGGGUUAGAACAGUCCCACUGCCUGAACGCUGCAGCUUUCUGAGCUCACUGAAAUACAGAUUGUUGUGUUUCCUUUUAGGGAGCACGGCAGUCCACACUACAGAUCCACAACUGGAGGGAUUGUGUGAGUUCUUCUAUGGCUGACUUAUCUUUGUUUUUCUCAGUGGACUGAGCAGUAUGGAUGGUGUACCUCUGAGGGUGCCUCAGAGUGCUUCCUUUCAGGAACUAAAAUAUUCUGUCAGUAUGACUGUCCCUGACUACUUCAACAUCCUGCAGGAAACAGAGUAUGGAUUCAGUCUGGAGAACUGGGUGCUAACUGGGCUGCAAAGUGGCUUUGCCACCCAGCACCAGCUUAACCCCUCUUUCUCUUCAUCAAGCCUGCUGUCAUCUUGUCCACCAUACUGGAUGCUGUUUAGCAGCCCACAACAGAAUGCCAGUCGACAGAGCUUGGACUUCUGCGAGCCCAGCCCUCGGCAGCGGUCCCACAGCCUCAACUCCUCCAUCCUGCGCACCAAGUUUACCAUCUCACCUUCAGAUGACAAAGAGGACACUACACAGAAAGCCAAGACGAGUUCCAUAGUGAAAGUGAGUCCGGGGGAACAGCGUCCUUCUGCAAACUGUCAGCGUGGUCAGAGGAAAGCACAGAAGGCCUUUGUCCCUGACCUGCUGAACCCCCCGGCCUGUCUGAGCAGCCUGCCCCACCAGCGCAGAAAGAACCUGCGUCAGUGUUCACUGUCACUGCUUGACACGCCCACACAACAAGAUCCCAACACAGAGACUUAUCCCCAGAGCACUUCAUCACACACAGCCUCGGACAUGAGGAUCCCUUACACCAGAACUAGCACAGCCAGCAUGAUAUUCAGACCAGACACCUGUAGAAACCCCGCUGUCAUCUCAGGGCCGAGGGGUUUGUCCUCCUUUGCUUUGGACUCUACAGCAGAACUCCUGUCAGCUCUAAACCCAGAGGAGAGAGAGUUGCUGGAGGCCAUCACUGCAAGGGGCUACUCUCUUCAUACUGCCAUCACUGCUCUUCAGAGGACAGGACAGCAGACCCCAGAUGAGAUCUUGAGUUAUCUGGUGGCGUUUGACCACCUGUGUCAGCUGGGUUAUGACAUGUCCCAGGUGGAAGAGGCCUUGGAGAUGUUUCAAAACUGUGAAACAAAGGCGAAGGAGUUCCUACACCUGCUGAAUCAGUUCAAUGAGAUGGGCUUUCAGAAGAAUGCCAUCAAAGAAGUGCUGCUGGUUCAUGAAAACCACCGAGAUCGGGCCCUGGAGGAGCUUAUGAUGCGUGUGUCCUGAUAAAACACACACACUUUUCACAUUGAUAUCUUGCAGACAAUCAUCUGUAUUCUAAAAACUGCAGUCAUAUCUGACCUUGUGCUGGUAUGAAACAGCUACACACAUAUAGUUGAUGCUGACACUGCAUUGUUAGAUGAUGAUCUAUUCAUAUUUCUGAAUUAACCCAUAUCUUCUUUACCAAUUUUUUAGAUUAGUUUUGGAACAAAAAUAAACUGAUUAAAGUCAUGCUGUGUCUAAAUUUUAAAGUGAUGCAAAUAUUUGUAGUAAUUGUGAACAAACUUAUUAAAAGUGUGACAUUAAUUUA
Molecule: messenger RNA, 3764 nt
Organism: Oreochromis aureus
Lineage: Eukaryota; Metazoa; Chordata; Actinopteri; Cichliformes; Cichlidae
Gene: ubap1lb
Product: ubiquitin associated protein 1-like b
Exons: 5
Coding region: 2339-3460 (373 amino acids)
Biological process (GO): ubiquitin-dependent protein catabolic process via the multivesicular body sorting pathway
Cellular component (GO): ESCRT I complex
Molecular function (GO): ubiquitin binding
Source: RefSeq, a predicted model, not a curated record